Talaromyces marneffei is the source of this 354-nucleotide messenger RNA. RefSeq lists its product as uncharacterized. Lineage: Eukaryota; Fungi; Ascomycota; Eurotiomycetes; Eurotiales; Trichocomaceae. The record is from RefSeq and is a predicted model, not a curated record. The coding region runs from base 1 to 354 and encodes 117 amino acids. The transcript has 5 exons.
AUGUUAUUUACGGCGAUAGGCGUUGCCCACGGCGCUUCUCUUGUAUAUGAUGCUAAUCUUGACAAAAUGGUCUUGAAUACGACUAUAUUCCCAGCGACACACGGCCGUUAUGGUCGGAGCCUUCACUCGAGAGCAUCUAUAAGUAACACUGACCUUGGUUAUACCAUAGCUAAUAAGCACUCCAGGAUGCCGAGCCAACUUGCUCUCUUUACGUGCCUGCAGCUACUUAUGCGCGUGUAUCUCAUAAAGGGAGAUCCUCGAUUUUCUUCUGCAACUUCGAAAGCUAGGAUAUUAACACGAGAUGUAGAAAUCUCAUUCAACCCGCCAAACAGGUCUCCGACGCUUGUGCCUUAG